AUGUCACCGGUGAUAUCACAUGAAGCACAAACCCCAACAGUUGCACCAAUUGGAAGUAGUACAGAAGUCCAAGUGGAUGCACCAUUUGGAAGCAUUGCUCAAACUCCGAAGGCUCUAACCCCGGAGGCUGCAUCGGUCGGAAGCAAUGCUCAAACCCCCGAGGCUGCAUCGGUCGGAAGCAGUGCUCAAACCCCCGAGGCUGCAUCGGUCGGAAGCAGUGCUCAAACCCCCGAGGCUGCAUCGGUCGGAAGCAGUGCUCAAACCCCGGAGGCUGCAUCGGUCGGAAGCAGUGCUCAAACCCCGGAGGCUGCAUCGGUCGGAAGCACUGCUCAAACCCCCGAGGCUGCAUCGGUCGGAAGCACUGCUCAAACCCCCGAGGCUGCAUCGGUCGGAAGCAGUGCUCAAACCCCCGAGGCUGCAUCGGUCGGAAGCAGUGCUCAAACCCCCGAGGCUGCGUCGGUCGGAAGCAGUGCUCAAACCCCCGAGGCUGCGUCGGUCGGAAGCAGUGCUCAAACCCCCGAGGCUGCGUCGGUCGGAAGCAGUGCUCAAACCCCCGAGGCUGCGUCGGUCGGAAGCAGUGCUCAAACCCCCGAGGCUGCGUCGGUCGGAAGCAGUGCUCAAACCCCGGAGGCUGCGUCAGUCGGAAGCAGUGCUCAAACCCCGGAGACUGCGUCAGUCGGAAGCAGUGCUCAAACCCCAACCAUUGCACCAAUUGAAAGUAGCACACAAGCAUGA
Messenger RNA from Cucurbita moschata (crookneck pumpkin), 735 nucleotides. RefSeq names its product probable GPI-anchored adhesin-like protein PGA18. The transcript has 2 exons. The record is from RefSeq and is a predicted model, not a curated record. Lineage: Eukaryota; Viridiplantae; Streptophyta; Magnoliopsida; Cucurbitales; Cucurbitaceae. Bases 1 to 735 code for a protein of 244 amino acids.